AUGUUCAAGCCGCAAGUCUUCCGGCGGAGCUUUUCACUUUUCAGGCGCGCUCCGACGCCUGCAAUCGUCAAAUCAGCCUCCCAAGAUGGAAACGAAGCGAUAAGAAUACAGAGAGUCCGCAUACAAAGGCGCGUCUUUACCACGUCGCGUCUGGCGGGCUCCAUUGUGGUUGCUGCAGGUACCUGGAAAUUUCUCGACUGGUUGAACGAGGAAAUAGAAGAUGAAGAAGAAUUGGAGGAGCAUCGUCGCGCGCGACGGCCACCUAUUCCCGCACAGGAAGCGAACGACAAUGGCGGACGCGAAAUAACCGACGAAGAGGAGGCCGAAUGGGAAGAGCAGGAUGACGAAGAAGAGGAGGAAGAGGACGGUCUGCUGUUCUUCCCUACAGGAUUCUCCCGACCCAGACCAAGAAGCUACUACAGAGGUUCCGACCCAGAAUGGCAGACAUUCGUUCGACUAGCACAAGAUCGGCCGCGAGUGGAAAAGAUCAGAGGCGAGUUGGUUACAAUGGUGCGAGAUUUGGCCUCGAGAAACCCCAAGUUCACCUUUCUUCUCGGCAAGAUCGACACUACCAAGGGCUCGAUCUGGAUCGAGGUCAAGUUUCCCGACGGGCCACCUUUGGAAUACGAGCGCCCGGGCAUCGUACUCACGGAAGACCUCACUUUCCGGAAAGGCGCACAAUUGGUUGAUCCGAUACAUCACAGAAAACUAACAAAUGUGCUUAUGCCGACAGCUGUGGCUAAUUCAGUGUACGCCGAUGUGAAGAGGAGGUUGUACGGUCAAUGGCUGGAUUUUAGAAAGUACGCAGGUUUUCAAGUAAAGCAAUCGCCGGUAGAGAACAUGUUCAAAGGACUGUCUCCCCCUCCCGGGACGGCAACUUCCGCAACGCAACCGCCCGUUGGUCCAUCCACGCCAGGUGCGCCUGCGGCAACAGACGCUGAGAAGCAGGCCCAACCUAUAGCGCCAUCCACCCCCACGAAUCCGGCUCUCGAGAAGCUGGGGUUAACGCUCCCGGAUCCUGGACAAGCCCCAACCAUGAACCUCGCCUACUUCCGCUUGAUGUUGAUGAAGAACCGCAAACCCAUGCCCGUCGAGCCACCACGCGGGACGUUUGUCGUUACCGGCCUAGUCGAGCUCAUCGGCGACAAAGCCAAGAUGACCCUGGACAUAACCGCAUGUUACGACCCGAACAUGGCGAAAUACGUUAUGCUGAACACGCGGAUUCGUAGUAUGACGAAGUACAAGCAGCAACCGAGGGGUGGUCCGUAA
Paraphaeosphaeria sporulosa is the source of this 1269-nucleotide messenger RNA. RefSeq lists its product as uncharacterized. Bases 1 to 1269 code for a protein of 422 amino acids. The record is from RefSeq and is a predicted model, not a curated record. The transcript is spliced from 2 exons. Lineage: Eukaryota; Fungi; Ascomycota; Dothideomycetes; Pleosporales; Didymosphaeriaceae.